Molecule: messenger RNA, 3459 nt
Organism: Striga asiatica
Lineage: Eukaryota; Viridiplantae; Streptophyta; Magnoliopsida; Lamiales; Orobanchaceae
Source: the annotation of a GenBank genome assembly
AUUUUAUGUUAUAUUUAUAAAACUAAUGAUAAAAAAUAAAUACAAUUAUUUUGUAUAUAGAGAAAUGUCACUAUACACUAUAAAACUAAUAAUAAAAUAUAUGUAAUUAUAAAAUAUACAUAUAAAAUAACUAAAAAAAUUAUAUAUUAAUUCAACCGUCCGACCACUGGUCUGACCAGUAGCUUCACCGGUUCGAUGACAGAUUCGGUUUUCAAAACUUGGUUUUAUCCAACCUACUAACCCAAGUCCAAGGCUUGACCUAACAUGAAAUUCAAAAUGGUGCAGCUGAUUUUUCCUCAUCAUCAAAAAGAAAAAAAAAAAAGUGUUUAAAAAAACAUUUAUAUUAUUUUGUACAAUUCAAAGGAGAGGUGCCCACUGAACAUUUCAUCACCGCAAAGGCAAAAAUCAUGCGUAGAAAAAUUCCAAGGUUUUGGCUGACUUUUGCCAUCUAUCACAAACUAGAGUCCCCUUUAAAGAAUUUGGCUGAUCACACUUUUGAAACUUUUAAGGACACAGUUGCCAAACCCAGUUACUUUUUCCAUGUUCCUUUUUCUUGCCCCAGCAUCUUAAUCAACAGUUAGGAGCCAUGAAAUAAUUGCUACAACAACCUUUCAAGAUUCCUAAUUCAUCAAUAAUUACCAGUAGAAAUUAUUUGAUGAUAUGACCAAGUGAGAUAGAAAAAUGGAGAAUCAAGCUGAGAAAGUGUAUGUAGCAGUUGGAGCAGAUUGGUAUGAUGGUUUUACCACUUUGCAAUGGGCACUAAAAAAAUGGUCUAAUGAUGAGAUCAGUAUAGUCAUUCUUCAUGCAGCAAACACUAUAUGCAAAGACUACGUUUACACACCCAUUGGGAAACUCCCCACAAGUUCUGUGAAUGAAGAGAAAGUAAAAGUUCUUGAAAGGAUUGAGGAUGCCAAUAGGGAUAAAAUCUUAUCUCAGUACAUAGCCGCUUGUGGCGAGGUCAAGGCAGAGGUGAUGCAAAUUGAGAAUAGUGAUCAGGAGCCAUUACACAAACAAAUUUUGGAAAUAAUAUCGAGUUUCCGAAUAACCAAAUUAGUCCUGUCACUCGGUUUCAUGAAAUAUUCUUCCUGGAAAUCGAGAACGAGAACCGCAACUAACAGCUCGUUCUACGUGGUCCGCCACAAGCCUGAAUUUUGCGAUCUGUUUGUGAUAUGUGGAGGGAGAUUAGUUUUCCUGAGAGGAGAAAAUGAUGAAGAAGGGUAUAUAGAAGAUGAUAGAGGAUCUAUUCUUGCCAAGCUUAAAGAAAAGAAUUACAGCAUAAGAAAUUGGCUGGGAAAAAUAGUAUGGCCUGAAGAUGGUGUGAAUUAUUCAAAUAAUCCUCCAGAUUCACCUUCCUCCUCGAGAAGCCACGACUCGACUCAACAGUGGGAGAAAAUCGGUCUAGAGAUUGAACAUUAUGCCAACAAAUUGUUGUCUUUGCAUAAAGAGGAAGGAGAGUUUGAUGGGGCAAAUGCAAUAUUGAAGGAAUAUUCUACUGAGCUAUGUAUACCAGAAAAUAUGGAUGCAGCAGAAAGAAUUCAUGCUCUCAAAACCAGGAUACAAAACGCUCGAGACAUGAUCGAGUUUAACAGAAAGCACACGAAUGUCGCCAAAGAAAGGCGCGAGAAAGCAAAAUGGGCAAUAAGUAUAUGCAACACCAGGGCCGAAGAGCUUGAGGACAACCUAAAUGAAGAGAUUGCGAAAGCUGCCGAUCUAAACAAAGAAAUAGAGAGCAGAAAAGAAGAGAUUUACGAACUCGAGUGUGAAGUGGAGCAAAAGAGAAGCAAGCUCAGCUCGAUUCUUGAGCUACAAAAUGAACUCACGAGCAAACUCCACAUGUCGUCCUCAGCCAGAGCGCGUGCAGAGGCCCAACUAGAGAAAGCAGCGCAAGCAAGAGCUGAAAUGAUUGAGGAAAUCGAGAAACUGAGAAAACAAAGGGUUAUUUUGCAACGGCGGAUAGAGUUCUGUAAGGAAAAGGAUGCAAUUGGGGAAGUAUCAAAGUCGAUCGGCCUUGGUUUCGAUUUCAGGGAGUUCUCUGGAGCCGAAAUUAAAGAAGCCACGCAAGACUUUUCCGAACAUUUGAGAUUGAAAUCUGGAGGUCGGUCGACAGAUGUUUGGAAGGGUCGGAUCAAUCAUAUAAUGGUUGCUGUUAAAAUUUACAAUUCCGCAAAUGAAGAGUCAUUGGCAUCCAAGGUGAAACUUCUUAACCAAAUUAGGCACCUGAACGUACUAGCCGCGAUUGGCUUCUGCACUGAGCUAAACUGCAUCGUGUACGAGCACGCACACAACGGUACCCUUUCGGAUGCACUAUUUUCGACUGGUCAAGGCAGUAAAAACAAGAAUCCUGGUCUAACUUGGUAUGACCGAAUACGAAUUGCAGCUGAAAUCUGCUCAGCCUUAGGAUACCUCCACAGGGUCAAGCCUAAGCCGAUCAUCCAUGGAAACUUAAAACCCUCCAAAAUCCUCCUUGACAGGAAUAACAUUGUGAAAAUCAACUGCUUGAGGGACCCCUGGUCGCACUACGAGCUCGGGAUCAAAUUAGACGUGCGGGCUUUCGGGAAGUUAGUGGUGCAGCUCCUAACAGGUGAGAAUUGGUCUGAUACAACAGAUAAUGCGGGCCUAGACCAAUCAGCCGGGCCUUGGCCCAUGGAUUUGGCUAUGGAACUUUGCAGCAUUGCAAAGAAGUGCCUGUCGGAUGAGGGAAUGGCUAAAAUGCCGACCAGAGAGAUCAAUGAUGUAAGAAAACGAGCGGAUUCGGUGGCUGCUGAUGGCGAAAGCUCUGCGACUGUUGCAGAGGAGAGUGCUGACGUGGGGGACUUGAGCAACGUACCUAGUGCAUUCAUUUGUCCUAUCUAUCAGGAUGUCAUGAGAAAUCCUCAUCUUGCUGCGGACGGAUUUUCGUACGAAUUGGAAGCCAUUGACGAGUGGCUCAAAACGGGACAUGACACCUCACCAGUGACUAACUUAAGGCUGACUCACAAACUAUUAACUCCAAACCAUACUCUGCGGUCGGUAAUCCAGGAUUGGCAGAAUAAAGGACCAUCCAGCAAUAACUGACUGAUUAUAUUUGAAUUGCAGGCCACAAAUCAAAGGCCUUCUUCCUCUUAAGAAUAAACUCAUUCUCAAGGCCUUAGUUUCUUCUCUAGAACAAAAACUAGGAGUCAUAUAUGAUGCAACACAAAACUAGAAGUCAAUUUCCAGGCCUUAGUCGUAUUUGGAGCAUAAAAAACUAUGUCAUACAUGAUGUCACACAAAGACUUGUAUACUCACAAAAAUACUUGUUAAACUUGAACUAAGAACAACAUGCUUCAACAGAUGCUCGGUGAGUGAUUAUAAUUUUUAGGACUAUUUAUUGAUAUACAUUAUAUUCUUACAGAAAAAAUAACAGAAGUACCGUUAAUGAAAUUUUGUAUGUUUGUCCUACGAUCCCUUGAUUGACUAUAUCUCAAUUUUCAAUUAGCC